Messenger RNA from Poecilia reticulata (guppy), 7922 nucleotides. Lineage: Eukaryota; Metazoa; Chordata; Actinopteri; Cyprinodontiformes; Poeciliidae. The record is from RefSeq and is a predicted model, not a curated record.
CAGCUUAAUGGCGGUGCACCGAAGUGAUCUGGACUAAGGGAAAGACUUUACCGCCGCAGCUCCCAUCCGUUUCCCCCCACUUCGAGCGGAGCCUUUAACUGGACAAGCGGGAAGUUUGCACCGGAUUUACGGGAUUUAAGCCACCGUGGAGAUUCUCGGUACUUCUUUGUGACACGCUCGGGGCGGCUCGGAGUAUCUGUCCCCCCACCCCGCCUCCUCCGCUGGCUGGCUGCUAGCCUCGGUUACCGCUGAUCAACAUGGUGGCCUGCUGGUGAGGAGAACCCCGGAGCUCCGUGAGGGGGAAUUUUCAGUAACUCCAUCCGCAGCCCGAACCGUUUGCGGCGGCAGACACCAAGGCUCCCGAGACAUUACCUUCCCGGUGGUGGUUUUAUCCGGGUGUUUGUUUGGUUUCUGUGGCUCAAACGGUGGUUUUGUGGUCGUUAAAAGAGCGUGUUCUGUGGACCGUGGGUAAUUGGAGUUAACCUGAAAAAAGUUCCCACCAGACGGCCUGAAAGUUUCCCGACAAGUUUGAAACCACACCGGAAAACCGUGAAGGAUUAACUUAAGCAUUUUUAUUUUUAUUUUUUUUAAUGACGGAUGCUGAUGAUUUGGUGAGCAAGUGCAGCCUCCUGGACCACGUCCAUCCUCUGAAAUCCUUCUCAUUUUUAAGAGAAAAGCGAUGGUGUCCCUUCCUUAUGAUUCUGCCUAGAGAAGAGUUCAUUACAUGGAGACUCGCCUGACAUGCCGAGGAAGGAGUUGCCACUACCACACGGUUGGGAGGAAGCCAAAGACUUUGAUGGGAAAAUUUACUACAUCAACCACAUUGAACAGUCCACCAGCUGGAUCGACCCUAGAGACAGGCAGACAAAGCCUCUGACAUUCGCUGACUGCAUUGGAGAUGAGCUGCCGGUGGGCUGGGAGGAAGCUUACGACCCCGUCGUCGGAGCGUACUAUGUCGACCACAACACCAAGCGGACCCAGCUGGAGGACCCGCGGGCCCAGUGGCAGCGGGAGCAGGAGGCCAUGCUACGAGACUAUCUGGCCGUGGCCCGGGAUGCGCUCAGCGCCCAGAAGGAGAUCUACCAGGUGAAGGAGCAACGGCUGCAGCUGGCGCAGCAGGAGUACCGGCAGCUCAACGACGCCUGGAGGGACAAGUCCACGUCACAGACGAGCCUAAAUUCCAGGUCGUCCUCAUCCAGCAAAUAUGACCCAGAUAUUCUCAAAGCGGAAAUUGCUACAGCCAAAAGUCGAGUGAACAAGCUGAAGCGGGACUUGGCCUGUAUGAAGCAGGAGCUGCAGUACAAAGAGCAAGGCUUCGAGACGCUCAUAGAGAUUAACCAGAAAGUAUCCAACAGCCCAUCUGGCUACAAGCUGCAGGACGCGCAGGCCAUCCUCAACGAGGUCCGCUCCAUUCGAGACGCCAUCAGCUCCGGGGAGAAGGAGAAGCAGGAGCUCAUGCAGAAACUGGCCAUGUUGAAGGACGGCUUCCGGCUGGAUUCUGGCUCCCAACAGGAGCAAUGGGGCAGCAGUCCAUCGCUCUCCAACUCUGAGACGUCCAUCCCUCGCCUCUACUCCGACGUCGGAUCCCAAACCGACCUCCCAGCUGAGUUUACGACCAGCAGCAACAAACUGGCAGAGAAAGUUCGUCUGAGCCUGAAGUACGAUGAGGCAAAGAGAAGGAUCGCCAGCAUUGAGGUGCAGAUCGCCAAACUGGACAGCGAGGCGUGGCCGGGGCUGCUGGACCCGGAGCGGGACCGCCUCAUCCUCAUCAACGAGAAGGAGGAGCUGCUGAAGGAGCUGCAGUACGUCAGCCCACGGAAGCGGCUGGAGCCCAACGAUGCCGAGAAGCUGGAGACGGAGAAGAAACGCCUGGAGAGAGACCUGCAGACUGCCAGAGACAACCAGAGCAAGGCGCUGUCCGAGAGGCUGCGACUCCACUGCAAGAGGAGCGAGUUGGUGCGGGAGCUGGAGGAGACGGUUCGACUGGCCACGUCUCUGCAGACGGAGCUGAGGAGCCUGUCGGCCAGCACUCUGUCCUGUUCGUCCGGCAGCAGCCGCGGCUCGCUGGCAUCCAGCCGUGGUUCGCUGGCCACCACAUCCAGCCUUGGCUCCGCCUCUUCCCUCAGCUUCACUGAUCUCUACCUGGAGCAGCCUGAGCUGGCCGACCCAGACCUGUGCAGCAAGCUGGACAACCUCCUGCAGGACGGCGGCCCGGUCGGCUACCGGCCCUCCAGCUCCAUCACCACCAUCCACGAGCAUGAGGUGGUGAUGGGCUGCGGCCAACGCAGCGCUGAGCGGUCUGAUGACGCCGGGCCUGGCGGCGCAGAGUCUUCCCGGGUCCAGGCCCUCAGGCUGUCCGAAACGCCGCGUUCCAUGAACUCGUUGUCUCCGCGCUCAUCUCUGUCGUCGCUGUCGCCGCCAUGCUCGCCGCUGGUUUCGGACACCACGUUCCUGUCAGGGGAGGCGGGGCCCGGCGGGGUUGGGCUGCACCUGGAGCUGCGCAGCAGGCUGACAGAGCUGGAGCUGGAUCCUGAGCAGCAGCGGACAGAGCAGCUGGAGGACAAGCAGAACCUGGACAGUGUCCUUGGAGACGAGGGCAAAGGUGCUCAGAUUCGAGGGGCGGGGCCAAAGAAGAUGGGCGUGACCUCAGCUGUAUCCGAUGAGUCAGUGGCCGGUGAUAGUGGAGUUUACGAACCAUCAGAACGCAAGCCAGGCCUUCCUACAGAACUCCUCCUGAGCUCCUAUGAGGACCGGUCUGCGUCUGGCUGCUCCCAGGUCCAGCUCGGCUUCCGCUACGAAUCCAGAGACCAACGCUUCAUUGUCUAUAUUAUGCAGCUGUCCAACUGCAGUGCCCUCUUUCUGCCAGCUGAUCAGAAAAUGCACGUCCGCAUGGCGGUGCUGCCGCCCGUUCAGGCCACCCACUGCCUCUUCCGAACACGAGGUCUGCUCCCUCAGGACGUGGUGGCCAUCAACGAGGUGUUCGGCAUGCAGACGUCACACAACGGAUUGCGGCAAAAGACCCUCAGGGUUGACAUCUGUAACACCAGCAAGUCAGGCCAUGAGGACUGUCUGGCUGGAGCCCAGAUCAGCCUGGCUGAUGUCAGCUGUUCAGAGGAGCGACACACUAAGUGGUACAACCUGCUGAGUCGCCUCCACAUGUCUGAGAUUAACAACAAGGACAAGGAAACAAGAGCACAGGGCAGCCCUGGCAGGACACACGAAGGAGUCCAGCCUCCUGAGACUGAGUGGCAAGGCGAUCUUCUUGAGGCAGACAUGUCUGAUGAAGAGGAAGACGAAAAUGAUGAGGAGGGUGUGGAAACUGAAGAUGAAGAGGAAGAGUUUUACCCUGACAACAGUCAAUGGGUUGGAGAGAAAGAGGAGAAUGAAGAGGAGCAGAAGGUGGCCAAAUCCACUCCGACGGCACCCAUCACUGAGAAGGUCAACAAAGAGACAAGCACUGACAAUUUGUCAACAUGUCAUCAGUGGUCGGUGGUUCGACCCAAGGAGCGCCGUCCUGACUUCCACCAGCAGAUCCCCUUUAUGAGGGGCAACACCAUCAUCCGCUCCAAGACUUUCUCCCCUGGACCUCAGAGCCAGUACAUUUGCAGGAUUAAUCGGAGCGACAGCGACAGCUCCACACUCUCCAAGAAGUCUCCGUUUGUCAGAAAUGCCUCAGAAAGACGCAGCAUGCGCAUGAAAAGGCCUCCAGUGCAGGUGAAAGGUCUGGACGGUCUCCUCCGCACUUCCCUGGACCUGGAGCUGGAUCUACAGGUGUCCCGGACACGGCAGGCCCGGCUGACCCAGGAGCUGCGAGUUCUGCGGGAGCUGAAGAUGCAGCUGGAGAAGGCAAGGCAGCAGGGACAGAGAGAGUUGCCUGCCUGGGUCCAAGAGGACGAGCGCUUCUGUCUGCUCCUCAAACAGGCUGAGAAACAGACUCGAGAGGAGCAGCUGCAGGAGAAACGGGUAGAGAAGAUGAUGAAAGCAGCAGCCAAGGACGUCCACAAGAUCAGAGGACAGAGUGGAAAGGAGCUCUCUGAGGUCCAGACCUUUAGAGAGAAGAUUGCGUUUUUGACACGAGCAAAGACCAGCAUCCCCAACCUGCCGGCCGACGACGUGUAGAGAAGCAUUUCAAAGUAUCUUUCCCCUUUGACCCUGUUCCUCCCCCGCUGCAGGGCGAACUCUCGCUGCUGUCGUAAAGAGUUAAAAACAUAUUGGACACGAAAAAAGACCACUCAAAACGGUGAAGAAACACAUUUUAAAGCAGCUCAGCACUUCUCAUGUGGGUAGUCUGUACAUGUAAGAUGGCUCUGCUGGAGCUCCUCCAUCUUUAUUUGCUGUUUUGUUUCUGUUACUAACCAGCUAGUUUUAGUUGUUUCAAGUCAUUCCAGCAAAAUAAUCUGACUUUUAUACUAAACUUACACAAAUAAUGUACAUAAGUAGCGCAAAAUUAAAUCAACAAUGGUACUAGAGUUCAGUUUACGCUGAUGACGAAUCAAAACAAAUCUGAAAAAUAUUUAAUAAUCAUACUUUAUUUUUAGAGCAUUUAGAAAAUUGUAUAUGCAAACACACAAGCACAGUGUUUUCUUUUUUUUCUUUUAUUAUGUUUUUGCUGCAGACGUGAAGAAAACAUCUGUGUAUGAGUUUAAAGGCCUUCUGCUUGUUAAAUUUGGUGCAUCUUGUUUUUGCUAAAUGAGAAUUUUAAACCUUUUCCCUAAAACUACAACUCCCAAGGUGCAUUUCAGCAAGAAAUAUCCUGACGCAGGAUCUAAAGUUUCUUUUAAGUAGCAUGAAGCUAACAACAUUUUAACUGUUGUAUGGUGUUUGUGAACUCCUGAUAGUUUGUUUUAAAAGUUGUUGCUAAGAGGGAUCCAAUUUUAGAUAUCAGAAGAGGUUUUUCUCAUUGAAUUCAGUUAAGGCCUGAAUAUUGUUUUUGUUUUUCUAUGAUAGCUUUUAUAAACAUGCAAUUUUUCAAAAAGAAACAGCUCCUAACACAUAGGUGCUGCAUUCGUCUUUGGGCAAAAGAGAGGUGGUAAUUUUAUUGGCAAAAAUUACUUAUGACAUUAUUUUAUUAAUGUGACAAUAUUCAUUCAGACUUUUAAAGUUAAAACAUUAAAUCAAAAUUUGAACAUGGGUUCUGUAAAAUAUUCAGUGAGAGCAGCAGGUUUCUCUAAUUUAUAAAUCCCAAAUUAUUGAAGUAGACUUGAAUCCUCAAGCACCUGCAUUUACCACAUUUGUCCACAGGUGUCACCAAAUCAUAUGAAUUAAAACUAAUUUCUUCAGUAGAAUCUGCCAUUUUAACUUAAAACAAGCAGCAUUUAAGAUGAUUGUAGAACAUUACGCACCAACUCAGAGAGGAAAACGAGAAGUUAUUCGGGCUUUUACAGACACACUCUUGGAAAAACAAGCAUUUUGUCAGUCCAAUUAUCUCUAACCAGCUCAGCAAAAUGAUGUAGAAACAACACUAACUCACUAACACUCAGGUAGUUUAUUGGAUAGUCUGCACUUUAUAAAACUUUAGGAGAAAAAAAACACAAAAGGAACCUUGAUCUGAGGUUUUCUAGAAGCCUCUCCUUCAUGCUGGAUGAUUAUUGAUUGUUGAAACAUGCAGGAAAUGAAGAUCAAAAUGUAUUUUUGAUGACUGUGAAUUCCUACUGAUUGUAUGUUUGUUCACAAGAGAAACAAAUCUUCCAGUCAGCCCAUAGGAACAUAAAGGUUUCUCUUUAGAGACUCCUUGUUUCUUUCUGACUGAUUUUGUUUUGGUCCCGUUUUAUCAGUCUUAACUUUCGGCUUCAUCCUGCAAUGUUUCCCUACUAUAACUGGAGUAUUUAUGUACAUAUCACUCUGUGUUUUAUAACUGGAAGUAAAAAUGUUUUGCACCAAUAUAUUAAACAUAUCACCUUUUAUUUUUUUCUGGCCCUAACUGAGAGUUUUAAAUGAACCAUUAAACGCCUCUUUACUGCUCUUUCAGCUUGUUUAGGUUUUACAGCCCAUGCCGUUACAGUUUUUGAUCUUUUCAUUGGUUGCCUGUUUUACUGUUUACUCAAAAAUUAAAGGCAUUAUUAGGGAUGUUUUUUUUGUUAUUGUGGGGUUCUUCAGAGUAGUUAUCUGUAAUGACUGAUGGCUUUUUUUUCUGCAGAAGGCAAAAACUUAGCUGAAGUGUUUGAGGAAAGAUUCUCAUGCUUCAUCCAAUUGGAUGGAUUAAUGGAUGGCAGAAGGACUGAUUUAAUUAUAAUGAAUUUGAAAGAGACAUGCACAUUAACAUUUGCAACAGGUGCAGAUGUAAAUAUGCCAGAUUUAGUAGAAUUUUCCAAAUUUUUAUCUGUUGUCCCUGAGCAGGUAACAUUUUACAAAUACUGUUAAAAGAUUUUUUAUGUACAUAAUGAAGAGUCAAAUAAUGCAGUAGCAUAAAGUAAAUGGUAUAAAAUGGUUGGUGCUGAGUACAUUGCAGUUUCAUUGGAUGGAUGGUAAAUUGAUUAAUUGGAUUGAUGGACGGACGGACGGAUGGAUGGAUGGAUGGAAAGAUGAUCAAUUGAAUGGAUGGUAAAUUGACUGACUGGAUGGAUGGAUGGUAAACUGGAUGGAUGAAAGUAGGGAUGGUAAAUUGGAUGGAUGUAUCUAUCCAUUGAUCCGACAUAAAUCAGAUGGAUGGAUAGCAACUUUCUUGAUAUGUUGAGCAACAUUUCAGACAAAAAAAAAAUGGGAUCGGCCAAAAUCAGCAAAUUAGGCUCUUUAAUCAAUAAUCCGCAAUCAGCCAGAAAACUGCAAUCAGUGUACUCCUAUAAAUUUGGUCGACGGAUGCUAAAUUGGAUGGAUGAAUGAAAAAUUGGAUAGUCGGUUGGAUGGAUGCUAAAUUGGAUGGAUGAAUGGUUGGUUGGAUGGAUAAUAUAUUGGAUGGUUGAAUUGUAAAUUGACUGAUUGGAUUGAUGGGUGGUGAAUUCAGUUAGGGUCUUAUACUGAAUAGACAUGACCUUGAGAGAUUUUCUCUUUUCUAGAAACUCAUUUCAGUUAAGUCGUUCUGCAGAUCCUGAACCUAUAACUGCUCUAUAGAUCCUUCCUUUAACCAACCACAGCUCCAGCGGAGGAGCAACCUAAAAAAUGACCACCGAAGAGACAUGAACAGCCUAGAAUCUACUGCUAGUGGACCCAAAUUCAGUCCUCUGCCCUGCAGUGAACAGACCCUGGUCUGUUUUGAAACUUUAUCCCUUGCUGCUACAGUCAUUCCAGAUGUUUUCCUCUGAUCCCUGCUUUUAGAUUAACUGCAUUGAAGAAUUGGGAAGAUAUAUAGAUCCUGUAAAUGUUUUCAGUUCAUAUUAGAACUAAAAUAUUUACACUCCGUUGUGUUGAAAUUCAGAGGUGUUAAAUGUCUUUAUUCAGUAGAAAAAUUCUAUUCCUCACAGGAACAUAAGACCUUAUCCUUGACUUCCUCACUGAACACCAUGGCAUGAACUUUAACCUUUUAUUUUUUAUUUACUUUUUAACCACAGAGGUUUGUUUUCUGAAUAUGGUCAGUCUUGUAUAGCACAUAGAUGAACCUAUGAACCAUAAACAGACUUAUAACUGAACCAGGAUGAAGGAAUGACGGCUUUCCCAAGGAAUCACAGUAAAUCAUGUAGCUUUUGUAUAAUUGCAGCUUUUUUGGUCUCAUUUGAUUAUGAUUUUGUUUUCUAAUAGUCCGUAUUAUGACUGCUGAUGAACCAUUUGACGUGUUUGCCGACGACUACGACAACCAUAUGGCGUGUAUUUAUUGCACUUUUGUGAUUUGGGUGUCCUUUUUUUUCCUCCAGUUUUGUUCUUUUUAUCAAAAGUCCAGAAAAAGCUGUGAAUUUUAUUCUCAGACACUGUAACUGUUGAUAAGAGUUGUAAAUAUUUCACCAGCACAAAAAAACGAAGACGGCAGACAAAACACAAACACUGUUUUGUAG